CCGGAGUCUUUCUCACUAACCCAGCAGCCAGCAGCGUGCUGUAACAACAAUUAUAUGACAGACGGUCUCACGCAGGAUUGUUAGUGUGGCUGGUUGUACGCAUUGUGGUUUAAUUCUGGUAGAAUCUAUAUAGGUUUUUCUUGGUGUUUCAGAGAGUUAACGAAUGCAGUGCGAGAUAUCUUUAGAAAAUUUGAAUAUGACCAAUAAGUGAAUUGAAACGAAACAGAAAAAUACAGAGAAAACAGGGCAGAGAAAUGGAAGGGGACAGCACUUCAGCCAAAAGUCAAAAGGGAGAAAACUCCUUCAUACUGGCUAGGAGUCAGGACAGUGAAACCCAGAAUUCCACCGGAGAUUCAGGGAGAAAUAAGUCUGAAGCUUCUGAGAUGAGUUAUACCAGUAUGGCGAGUGACACCAAACAGCUAGUUGAAUUGGAGCGCAAGGAUGACAUUCUUCGAGGGGGCAUUCCGAUGACUAGCUUUAACUUCAUUAACUCCAUCAUUGGGUCAGGAAUAAUUGGGAUACCAUAUGCUCUAAAACAAGCUGGAUUUGGUCUAGGCAUUAUACUGUUAAUCCUCACAGCAGUAAUUAAUGAUUACUCUAUUUUAUAUCUGGUGGAAGCCGGAAGAUUAUCCAAUACAGACAGCUACCAGGAUAUGAUACUGGUUGCAUACGGUCGCCCAGGAUUCUAUAUAUUAACAUUACUACAGUUCCUUUAUCCUCUAAUAGCCAUGAUUAGUUAUAACGUCAUCAUAGGAGAUACCAUUACAAAGAUUAUAGUCAGAAUUGGUGGAGCAGCUAAUCUCGCUGGGACGGUGCUGGGGAGCCGACAUUUCAUAAUUUUCCUUGCUACUUUAAUGGUCACACUACCAUUGUCACUAUAUAGAAAUAUAGCCCAGCUCAGUAAGUGGGCCUUUCUGUCUAUCAUCUUAGUCUUUUUUAUUCUGGUGACAGUGUGUAUAAGAACUGGAGAAUUUGUCCGUCAAAUACCAGCAACAGAUGAUGCAUGGUAUUUUGCUAAUUAUAAUAUAGCACAGGCAAUUGGUAUAAUGGCUUUUGCCUACAUGUGCCACCAUAACACUUUUCUCAUUCACGGUUCACUGGAGAAUCCUACUCACCAGCGCUGGAGCAUGGUAACACACCUCAGCAUUGGUUUCUCUAUGACCCUCAUGUUGAUACUGGGAGUGCUGGGAUACGUGUCCUUCACGGGUCACACACAAGGUGACCUCUUAGAGAAUUACUGCCAUGAAGAUGAUCUGAUGAAUGUCUCCAGAUUUAUGUUUGCUUUCAGUAUCAUGCUGACAUAUCCUAUUGAAUGUUUUGUGACAAGGGAGGUUAUAGAGAAUGCUUUUUUCCCUUCCAAGGAGCCCUCUCCAACAUGGCGUCAUAUUGCUGUUACCAUUGUUGUUGUCAUAAUAACAGUUGGUGUCUCCAUGACAACAGAUUGUCUUGGCAUUGUGUUGACCUUUAAUGGAGUUAUGGUAGCAUCCCCAUUGGCAUUCAUCAUCCCCCCUAUUUGUAUGAUGAAGUUAAGCCAGGAGCCCAUUUUGUCAAAGAAGAAUGUUCUACCCAUCCUUAUUACAACAUUUGGAACCCUUGUAACAUUAUUUGGUAUUAUUGUAGCCAUUAUAAACAUAUCGGAAGGAAUGUCUUGUAGCCAUGGAAAAGAGAUGGCCUACUGUGCAGACGUUGCUGCUUUGACUUUAAACAAUGCAUCCACCACUCAGACAGUUCCAUUUACAACUAUAAGUUCUAAUCCGAUUGGCUGACCAAUCAUUGUGCUUCAUUUUUCUAUUCCUACUCCAAUUGCUGACCAAUCACUGUGCUUCAUUACAGUCAUUUCAAUCAUUUGAAAUGAAAUGACAAAUCUUGUUUAUAUGAUUUAUAAGACAGUUUGAAAAGCAAACCUCAUAUUUUAUGUUUUAAACUUCACAUCUGACAAGAAAUCAUGUUUCUUGGUUUUCAGUUAAUUAUUUAGUUAACUCUUUUAAUAAAUGAGGGGCAAAAUUUUGAAAAAUUUAAAUCCAAAUACUUAUAUCUUUGAUUAUGCUUAUUACAACAUUAUAAAUAAAUUAUUUAAUAAGAAAACUUCCUUUAUUUAAUACUAAGUAUCCUUAUGCUGCUGAAAUCUUAGAUAUGAACAAAACUAAUGAAAACAGCUAACACAAAUGAGCAGUGUCUAGCCUAUUGUGAAUCUUCAUGUAUGCCUGUUACAAGCAUUUAAUUUUUUGAUUAAGUAAUAUGUAUAUCCAUGUGAAGACCAUGUUCAUUCAGUUUAAUUCACAUGCUUUAAAUUUAUGAUGUCAUUAUUGGUAGUUCAGGAUCAUAGAUCUAUGUCAUUGGCUGAAAAAUGCUAUGUUAAACAUGUAUUUGUAUUUGUAAUUGUAUACAUUAUUAUGUGAAACUGUUGGUGUUCAAUUAUUUAUUUUCUUACUUAUUGCAUAAUAAUUGUUUAAGAGUUCAGGUAUUUUAUUUGAAUGUAUAAACAAGGUAUAUUACAGUGAAUAGGUUUAUUUUCCUAUUAUUAAAGUCCCUAAACAUUCUACUACCCCUUUUGCUUUGGUUCUCGUUUGUUCAGACUCUUACUAUGUUAUAUAUUUAGAAUGUGCUUUCUGUUCCCUGUCUGCUCUUUGUUUUCACUCACUGUUUGCUCAGCAAAUUCUUUGUUUGCUCAUUUCCUCUGAAUUCAUUAACCUUUGUGACUGAAAACACAUUUCAAUGAUUUAGUUGUUGCAGUCAACAUUUAAAAUUUUUAAAAUGACCACCGUUGCCAUAGAAACAGACAAAAAGUGAAAAUUUUAUCAGUAACUGCCUAUUCAAUACCUUUGAAAGUAAUUGUAUAACAACAUUAAUUUCAGAAAUACAGGGAAUAAACUAGCUAGUAAUAGCUAGUAUUUAUAUCAAACACCUUCAGCAUUUGGUCAACCAUUUGUUCUUCAUUUAAUCACCACUCAGCAUAACCCCUUUUUUUUCCUGAUCACUCCUCUUUCUCAUUUCCUCCUCUGUUCAGUCAUUUCCUCCUCUGUUCAGUCAUUUCCUCCCCUGUUCAGUCAUUUCCUUCUCUGUUCCAUCACUUCCUCCUCUGUUCAGUCAUUUCAUUCUCUGUUCACUCACUUCUUUCCCUGUUCAGUCAUUUCCUUCCCUGUUCAGUCAUUUCCUUCCCUGUUCAGUCACUUCCUCCUCUGUUCAGUCACUUCCUUCUCUGUUCUGUCACUUCCUCCUCUGUUCAGUCACUUCCUUCUCUGUUCUGUCACUUCCUCCUCUGUUCAGUCACUUCCUCCCCUGUUCAGUCAUUUCCUUCUCUGUUCAGUCAUUUCCUUCUCUGUUUCAUCACUUCUUCCUCUGUUCAGUCAUUUCCUUCUCUGUUCCAUCACUUCCUCCUCUGUUCAGUCAUUUCCUUCCCUGUUCAGUCAUUUCCUCCCCUGUUCAGUCAUUUCCUUCUCUGUUCCAUCACUUCCUCCCCUGUUCAGUCAUUUCCUUCUCUGUUCCAUCACUUCCUCCUCUGUUCAGUCAUUUCCUUCUCUGUUUCAUCACUUCCUCCUCUGUUCAGUCACUUCCUCCUCUGUUCAGUCACUUCCUUCCCUGUUCAGUCAAUUCCUUCUCUUUUUGUUCACAUGUCACACAACAUUCUAAAAUCGGGGGUUUUAGUAGAACAUUUUGGGGAUUGCACAUGUGUAUCAGUAAGUUUACCCUGGGGCUUUCAUUUCCAUGUAAUCAUUUGCAUUUAAUAUCUUCAAUCUGCUUUACUAACUGGGAUUUUGUCUAUUAAUCAAAGCUGGAUUUUGUGUCAUAUUUAUCAAUUUUAUUUACAUCAAAAAUUGAAAUUUAACAGCAAGUGCUGUCAUUUGACUUAAUUGUGUAUUUUCAUCAGUGAUGAAGAGUAAUCUUGGAAAAUUGCUUUAUUUUAUUGAAUUUGUCCAGCAUAUUUUUUAAUAUUCUCUUUUAAAACUUUUGUGAAUGUAUUUGAAAUCACAUACAAAAACCAUAUUAUAAUUGAAUGUUUUGCUUGUUUUUGGCUUGAUGAAUUAAGUUGACAAAUGAUUCUAAUGAUUCUACUAAUCAGAAAAGAAACUUUUACAAGUACUGUCAAUUGAAGAUUUUUGGAAAAUAAUCGUAACGAUUCUAAAUAUUUAAGUUAGAUACAAUUGGUUAUCACUAAGGUUUUGAAAAUUAAAAGAA
Messenger RNA from Saccostrea echinata, 4176 nucleotides. Its product is annotated as putative sodium-coupled neutral amino acid transporter 11. NCBI's taxonomy places the organism in Eukaryota, Metazoa, Mollusca, Bivalvia, Ostreida, Ostreidae. Gene Ontology annotation, biological process: amino acid transmembrane transport. The record is from RefSeq and is a predicted model, not a curated record. Gene Ontology annotation, molecular function: amino acid transmembrane transporter activity. Bases 255 to 1766 code for a protein of 503 amino acids. The transcript is spliced from 15 exons.